AUGUUUCACAGGGUAACUGUCACCUCAUCACGAACAGCUCUUGCGCUUCGUCGUGUUGCUGCUCUUCGGUAUAUCCAAGAGGGUGCCGUUGGACGCGAGGGCCAGUCGAAAGGCUUCAGUCAAAGGGAGAAAUCCCAGGAAGACAAAUACGUCUAUGAGAUUGAGAAGAGGAAGCUACAGGAGAAAAUUAGGAAGCACCAGGAAGAACUUGCUGAGCUCGAAAAGAAGGCAGCUGAGGAAAAGGUCAAGAAGAAUUGA
Cantharellus anzutake is the source of this 258-nucleotide messenger RNA. RefSeq lists its product as uncharacterized. The coding region runs from base 1 to 258 and encodes 85 amino acids. Lineage: Eukaryota; Fungi; Basidiomycota; Agaricomycetes; Cantharellales; Hydnaceae. The record is from RefSeq and is a predicted model, not a curated record. The transcript is spliced from 5 exons.